Messenger RNA from Symbiodinium sp. CCMP2592, 1464 nucleotides. NCBI's taxonomy places the organism in Eukaryota, Dinophyceae, Suessiales, Symbiodiniaceae. The record is from the annotation of a GenBank genome assembly.
AUGUGCGAUGGUGAACCCGUGGUUGCCGCUUUUGUUUCUGAAGCCGACCGGUUUGUGUAUGAACUUGAGCCGAAAGAUCUGGCCACUACCGUAUGGGCGCGAGCCAAGUUGCUGCAACUCGAUGAGCCGCAUUUCGAUGUGGCUGGCGAAAGGGUUUCGCUGGUGGCCUAUGAGUUCAGAGCGCAUGACCUUGCCCUCAUUGCAUGGACGGCGGGAAAAGCCCAGCACGCAAAGGGAUCGCUUAUGGAUAUGCUUGGCUGCUCAUUCCUCGCUGCGAGCGAGUCUGAUGCAGCAACUUUGGCAAACAUGGCGCGGUCCUGGGCAUCGCUUCGCUCGAAGGGCAUCGCCCUGAUGUCUGCCGCAGCCUUGGAGGCAGCGAUCUUGGUGGAUGAGUUCUAUGCGCAGCACCUGGCAAGCGCAUUUCAAGCUUUCACCAAGCUCUUGCUGCAUGGCCUCAACCUGAUGCCUGCAACGGGUGCCCGGGCACGUCUUAUCGUGACCGAGCCCGACCCGCAGCAGCUGAGCAACACAUUGCGGGCCCUCGGGCGAUUGAGUUUCAGCGGCCAGUUGACCACUGAAGCCGCGGCACACCAGGUCCAAUCUGCUCAACACCUCUCCGGGCCGCAGGAAGCUUCGAACAGGACUCAGACGCCUACCAGUUCGGUGUUUCUCAAUCUGGCAGCCUUGGAAGGCCUGGCCGAUCAAGCGAGUCGAAUGGCAACGCACUUUGAUCCGCAAGGCCUGGCAAUGGUGGCGUGGUCCUUCGCUACAUGCGAGCUGCGAGACCUGCCAUUGUUUGACAUCGCCGGCGAGCAUGUUUCGAGCAUCGUCCACGCGCUGGCGCGGAGAGUCUGCGCUGCCUCUGGGGCCACCGAGCUCGGGCCCCAGAGUCCCUCGAAUUUGGCCCGGGCACUCGGACGGCCGGAGCUCCGUGGAAGCCCGGUUUUGGACGCCGCUGCAUCUGCCGUCAUGGACCGGAGCUCGGAGUGCUCGCCGCUGAACUCGGCCAACCUCGCGUGGGGGUUUGGCACCUUGCGAGAUGCGCCGGGGUCGCUGUUGACUGCGCUGGUAAGGGAGUCGAUGAGCAAGCUCCCUGAGCCUAGCGGCCAGCAGUUGGCAAACAUGGUUUGGGGCUUUGCAUGGCUGUCAUUUGUGGAGGCCGGCUGGAUGGAGGCGCAUCCCAGAUUUGCUCGGCCACUGCUGCCGGAGUACACUCCACAGGGACUUUGCAACACAGCCCGAAAGCCUGCCAAGCUGGUCGUUUUCGAGGAAGCACUGAUGAUGUCAGCUUGCCAUGAGGCUCAGAACAGGUUCCAUUUGCCUCAGCCACAGAACUUCUCUAACUUCGUAUGGGCUUUCAGCAUUUUUCACCUGUUGGGUGGGCAGCUGAUGAACUCGAUCGGCUACGACUUCCGAGAGAAGCUCCCGGAGUUUGAUGCCCAGGCAAUUACGAACACCUUGUGA